Myotis davidii is the source of this 3665-nucleotide messenger RNA. It is a transcript of the gene SOX10, whose product is annotated as SRY-box 10. The transcript has 3 exons. The coding region runs from base 1 to 1152 and encodes 383 amino acids. Gene Ontology annotation, biological process: negative regulation of transcription by RNA polymerase II; enteric nervous system development; morphogenesis of an epithelium. Lineage: Eukaryota; Metazoa; Chordata; Mammalia; Chiroptera; Vespertilionidae. Gene Ontology annotation, molecular function: DNA-binding transcription factor activity, RNA polymerase II-specific; RNA polymerase II cis-regulatory region sequence-specific DNA binding. Gene Ontology annotation, cellular component: nucleus. The record is from RefSeq and is a predicted model, not a curated record.
AUGUGGGCGGGCUACCUGGACCUGGGUCACCGCCCUCUGAGCCUGGGGUUCCUUGGGCCUCACGUCUUCCAGUCUGUAAACCAAAGGGCAGCUCCCGCGCUGGGCGCCCACCCUCAGGCCUCAGUUCUUCCAGGGAAGACGCUCACGGUGGCCCCUUCUCUGUCUCCCCAUGGCCCCCCCAGGCUGCUGAAUGAGAGCGACAAGCGCCCCUUCAUUGAGGAGGCCGAGCGGCUCCGGAUGCAGCACAAGAAGGACCACCCGGAUUACAAGUACCAGCCGAGGAGACGGAAGAACGGGAAGGCGGCGCAGGGGGAGUCGGAGUGCCCCGGCGCGGAGGCCGAGCAGGGCGGGGCCGCCAUCCAGGCCCACUACAAGAGCGCCCACCUGGACCACCGGCACCCGGGAGAGGGCUCUCCGAUGUCGGACGGGAACCCUGAGCACCCCUCAGGCCAGAGCCAUGGCCCCCCUACCCCUCCGACCACCCCAAAGACAGAGCUGCAGUCGGGGAAGGCAGACCCCAAGCGGGACGGGCGCUCCAUGGGGGAGGGCGGAAAGCCUCACAUCGACUUCGGCAACGUAGACAUCGGGGAGAUCAGCCACGAGGUAAUGUCCAACAUGGAAACCUUCGAUGUGGCUGAGUUGGACCAGUAUCUGCCACCCAACGGGCACCCGGGCCACGUGGGCAGCUACUCAGCAGCUGGCUAUGGGCUGGGCAGCGCCCUGGCUGUGGCCAGUGGACACUCCGCCUGGAUCUCCAAGCCGCCAGGCGUGGCUCUGCCCACGGUCUCGCCACCUGGUGUGGAUACCAAAGCCCAGGUGAAGACGGAGACCGCGGGGCCCCAGGGGCCCCCGCACUACAGCGACCAGCCGUCCACCUCGCAGAUCGCCUACACCUCCCUCAGCCUGCCCCACUACGGCUCCGCCUUCCCCUCCAUCUCCCGCCCCCAGUUUGACUACUCUGACCAUCAGCCCUCAGGACCCUACUACGGCCAUUCAGGCCAGGCCUCCGGCCUCUACUCGGCCUUCUCCUACAUGGGGCCCUCACAGCGGCCCCUCUACACGGCCAUCUCUGAUCCCAGCCCCUCAGGGCCCCAAUCCCACAGCCCCACACACUGGGAGCAGCCAGUAUAUACGACGCUGUCCCGACCUUAAAGGGGCCCUGUCACAUCCCCCCAGCCCCUGGCUAGUAUGCCCUUCCCAAGCCCUCGCACCCAGUUCCUGGCCCAUCUCCGUCCUGGUGGUGGCUGGGGAGGAGGCGGCAGAGGCUGACAGCUGAGGGGAGGCUUUCUGUCGGGCUCACUGCCUUUGAUGACCCCACCCCAUUCUGUCCGGGCUCAGCCCAGGCAAAGCCCUAAACUAGGCUGGGCCAAGGAGGAGGAGGUUGGUUUUUGCCCCUAGACUGGACCAUGAGGGACUGCACCUUCCCCCCAGGAUGACCCUCCAUCCCAGGACCUGAGAAGGACCCGCUCACCCUCUGGGAGGGGGAAGCGCCCAGGGUCGGAUGGGAAUCGGAGGCCUUGCCAUUCCUGUGACUGUGUUUCCUCUUUCGUGUUGAACGAGGGGUCUGACAUAACCCAUGCCACCUGUGCCACGUGCCGAAGGUCAAGGCCAUCCCUGCAUCAGUGCCUGGAGUGGGCUAUGUCUGCCCCUUGGGGGCUGGGGACAGCUUUGAACAGCCUCCGAGAGUGUGGAGGUGGGUGGGGGCUCAGUGGGAGGUAUCCCCCCAGUUUCCCCUUCCCUCCUGAACACAGAAAGGAAUCAACUUAGAGACCCCAGAUCCAGUUCUAUGCCAACAGCCUGAGUUUUCAUCUAAUCGGAAAGAGGGCCCCAGGGCCUCCUCCACUACAGCCUCCCAGACCUUGAGGCACAUCCUGGAGGUGAGGAAAGGACUGGAGACAAUUCACAGAGCCUUCCUCCUGGCUCUCCGCCAGCUCCCUCCCCCCUCACCAGGCUCUGUGGCCCCUGCUCUCGGCCCCACUCCUGGGCUCCCAGAGAGCUAUGCUGCUCGUGCCCAAACCCUUGGCUCCAGGAGGACAAGGGGCCCAGCACCAGGUUGCUAGCAGCAGCUGAAGACACUAAACUCCUGCCAUGUACAUUCUGCCCUGGCCUCUGCCCUUUGCUUCCCAGUGGUAUCUGAAUAAAGUAUGUAGCUCUGUCUGCCCCUAUGUUCCUGUUCUGCAGCCCCCACAAUCCACAUGUAACUCAUUACUACCCCCUUAUUUAUCUCAGUAGCUCCCCACCCCCCUAGGUUCUCCAGCUCCUAUUAACUCUGCAUUAAGUAUUCCCUGUAAUAAAAGUAAAGGUUCCAGCUACCUGCUUGGUGGGCCUGACCUGGCCUGUCUCUUGGUCUCUUCUCCCUGCACCUGUGCUUCCUCACACUUCCUGGAAGUAGCUAGGGGUGGAAUGCAAAGGACAGCUAACCCAAAGGUCUCCUCUCUGCCUAGGAAGAGGGGGCCUCGCAGUGGGUCAGUGUGCUCAGGGGCUGGGGCCUCAGAUGGGAGCUCUUCCCCCAGGCCAGCUGUGCCCACCCUACAGCAGCCCCUCUGUUUACCCAGCAGAGGAGAGGGAGCUUGCAUAGAAUUCAAGAGACAGGGACUUGAGAGGCGGGUCAGGCCUGACUUCCUGGUGUCUGGCUGCCCAGUCCUUUAGGAUGUGAUGCUGGGCCUUCUCUCUCUGCGCACGCGCGCACACACACACACACACCCGCAUAUACACACACAUAAACACACACUGGCCCAAUCCAGGAUCUAGCCAACCUUCACGGCAGCUGCCUGUGUCUGAGGGUAAACCCAGGAUGGCCGGCGUGCAAUCUAACCUUUCAGUGCUUCCUCCCUCAGACUCUUUCCUCAGCUGAAUUCCAAGCUGUGCUGGGGGCAGGAGCCAGGGGAGCAGGGGAAAUCCUUUCACCACAUGCUCCACUGAUGGCUGGCUCCAAUGGCUGAAGUCUUCCUUACUCCCAGCUAAUAAUAACACUAAUAGCUAUCACUUACGGAGUGCUCCCUGGCCAAGUGCUUUAUGUCAUUCAAGCCUAUGAGGGAGGAGAUCCAGUCUUUGUCCCCAGUUUCCAGAUGGGCAAACUGAAGCUUUGAGGUUCAUGCUAAGAAGUGCUGAUGCUCUUAACCGUCAUCUCUUCCAUCUGCCCAGCAUCUACAGGCCCUGCUUUCACUUUUAAUCUGAAGUGAUGCUUUUUCCACUGCUCCAGACCGGCACCUCAGCUCCCUAACCCACCUCUCACCUCCUAGUCAGGACCUGGGGUGGGGUGGGGCGGGGAGGGGUGGGGUAGAGCGUGCCAAGACCUAGCCCAGUCCUCCAGGGUGGCCAGACUCCCAUCCGGAAACUGCAUCAUGUGAGCUCUUAGGCAACCUCACCAAAACUGCUGGCUCCGUGAAGCUCCGUGGUAGCUGCGAACCCCUGUUCUCCUGAACAGUAUCUGCUGCCAAGUCAGAUCGCCCCAAACUGUAUGUAAGAUGUCUUCGGGUAUUUUGUUGUUGUAGAUAAAAGCAGGAUUUUAUACUGAUCUUUAACAGAUUUCAUCUUGUUGGAAUUGACCAUUUCCCACCUACGUUAAACAUUUUGGAAUCCUGAAUACAACUUACUAGCUCUCCUUCUGUAUCUGCAAACCUGAAUAUCCUAUUCAAGUCACUAAUAAAAAAGGUUGAAAUGAA